AUGAGUACGGCCAAAGUUUCAUCAGAACUAAUUUCAUUAGAAAAGAAAUCAGACAUAGAACCACUUGACCCAGUUUUAGAAGUUAAUGAAAAUGUAGCCAGCGAAAUAUUUGAUCGUCCUCACGAAGAAGGCGAAUUUGAGGAAAUACCACCGAAAAUCUUCGGCUUGAAAGAUAUUUCAGAGCCUUUAUCUAUAGAGUCGUUGAAUAAUGCAAUCUAUGAACUUGGAGUGAUUAAUCUUUGCUGGCCCGAAAUUAAUGAGCCCGUAUUUGAAACGCGCACCUGCUUUCCUAAAAGUUAUUAUACUAAUACGAAUAAAGAAAGGCUUCUAUUGGCAUACGCUGAAAAUUUUAGACGACAAUUUCUAUUUUAUUAUAAAUACAGAAGGCCUUUGUUUUUACAAGCACCAAACGAAUGUGGCCUACAAAAAAUGGUGUGUACGACGAUACGACCCACAAAGCUGUGUUUUGCUGACACUACGACAUGGCAGGGGCUUUCAUCGUUGGUUUCUGAUUAUUUUGAUUAUGAACCACUGAGCAAACCCAUGCUACACGUAAGUAUUGUUUAUGUCCGU
Molecule: messenger RNA, 573 nt
Organism: Brenthis ino (lesser marbled fritillary)
Lineage: Eukaryota; Metazoa; Arthropoda; Insecta; Lepidoptera; Nymphalidae
Source: the annotation of a GenBank genome assembly